Molecule: messenger RNA, 1612 nt
Organism: Cuscuta campestris
Lineage: Eukaryota; Viridiplantae; Streptophyta; Magnoliopsida; Solanales; Convolvulaceae
Source: the annotation of a GenBank genome assembly
CCCAUUUUUAAGAUUAUUUCGUGGUUUAGAAUUUCUAAACAUUUAGUUUUAUUUAAAACUCAAUUGUUAUUGAAUGGUCUGAGAUUGAGGUCAAGACAAACUCUUGCCAUUUUAGUGUAUCGUAGCAUUAUGGAGACUGGAGUGCACUAGUGCAGAUCUACUGAACUAAGAAGUGUUUCUUGUGUCAAAAUGAGAGACCGACUUCUCUCGACAACAAUAUCCCCCUUGAUAUCUUCUCAAAAUCUCAUUCCCAUUCCACCCAUCAAUUUGACAUUCUUGAAUGCAAAUUUGCAGCCUUCGAGGUAUGGGUUUGAUAGGAUUCUAUCCCUCAGAAGAAGAACAAGGUGUACUAAAGCUGUGAUGUGCGAGGGCUUCAGGAUUGGGGCAGAUUCUACUGGUCCCAUUCCCUGUGAACAGCUUCUCCAAGUGGUUCAAGCUGCUGCCAAGACUGGCGCUGAGGUUGUAAUGGACGCCGUCAAUAAACCUAGACAGAUUAGUUAUAAAGGUUCAACUGAUCUAGUAACCGACACUGAUAAAAAGAGCGAAACUGCUAUUGUGGAUAUUGUAAGACAGAAUUUCCCAGAUCACCUAAUUCUCGGAGAGGAAGGAGGUUUUACAGGGGAUCCAUCUUCCGACUAUCUUUGGUGCAUUGACCCUUUAGAUGGGACAACAAACUUUACACACAACUAUCCAAGCUUUGCUGUUUCUGUGGCAGUCCUAUUCAGAGGCAAGCCAGCUGCUUCUACUGUGGUAGAGUUUGUGGGUGGGCCUAUGUGCUGGAACAAUCGCAUAUACACUGCUGCUGCUGGCAAAGGUGCAUAUGCUAAUGGUCAAAAGAUUAAUGUCAGCAGGACAGAUAAGUUGGAGCAAUCUCUCUUAGUGACAGGAUUUGGAUAUGAUCAUGAUGCUUCCUGGGCUGCCAAUAUGGAAUUAUUCAAGGGAUUUACUGGCACUAGUAGGGGUGUCAGGAGGCUUGGUGCAGCAGCAGUAGACUUAUGCCAUGUUGCUCUUGGAAUUGUUGAGGCCUAUUGGGAAUAUCGUCUAAAACCAUGGGACGUUGCUGCUGGAGUUCUGAUUGUUGAAGAAGCUGGGGGUUUAGUUUCUUGCAUGGAUGGUGAACGUUUUUGCGUAUUCGAUAGAUCCGUCUUGGCAUCCAAUGGCGCACUCCAUGACAAGCUUCUAGAUAAAAUUGAGCCUGCAACUGAGAAAUUGAAAAGCGAAGGAGGUGACUUCUCAUCGUGGUUCAAACCAGAGGCUUACAAAACAGAUCUUUGAGGACCUCAUUCUUUCUUGUGAACUCCGAUUUCGGCAUAUGUCCAAAUAACUACUGUUUUCCUUUUUUUAUGUAUUAGUCCAUCAUUCACAAAUCAAAUUAGAGUUUAGUUUGAAUAUUAUGUAAAAGCUAUGUAAGUGUAGUCUUUAGCUUUAGUUCUUUUAAACUUUAACUAAAAUGGUGAUUCUUGUUACAAACAUUGUUCCUGAACAGACCCCCCCCCCUCCCCCAUGCAUAGCAUAGUACAUUUUAGGGCAGGGUUUGGACCAUUGAACUGCGUUGAGGCCUUUAGGGUGUUUCUUUUCAGAUUUGCUCGUUGUGGUAGAGUUUAAGCAUUGG